Mizuhopecten yessoensis (Yesso scallop) is the source of this 2767-nucleotide messenger RNA. RefSeq names its product TATA box-binding protein-associated factor RNA polymerase I subunit A-like. The transcript has 12 exons. Bases 99 to 1478 code for a protein of 459 amino acids. Gene Ontology annotation, cellular component: RNA polymerase I transcription regulator complex. The record is from RefSeq and is a predicted model, not a curated record. NCBI's taxonomy places the organism in Eukaryota, Metazoa, Mollusca, Bivalvia, Pectinida, Pectinidae. Gene Ontology annotation, biological process: transcription by RNA polymerase I.
GAUUGAAAAUAGUAAACAGGAAGUGGCACAUGUGUGUAAGGGAAGUUGUGAGAAUCAGGGAUGUCUACUCUACACAUCCCUUGGUGAAUUGAAAGGAAAUGGAGACUGAAGAUCAGCAAAACGCCGUCGUCAAUGACAUUGAUAUGAUGAAGGAUGUGUGUGAACUACUGAUGCACGACAGUGAGACCUUGGUAUAUGCAGACCAGACAGAGUCAACGGCUGUGGAGUGGUUCAAGUCCUUGGCCCUCAACAUCCAGAAUCAGAAUGACGAGAGCAGUCUGCUACAGCCUUACCUGGUGACCGUUCUCAGGGACUACCUCCUGGCACACGCUUGGACAAACAGUCUUACUGUGCUCCGUCUCCUUGGCGAUGACCCAACUCACUCUGCUAUAUCUCUGUGGAAGGUAGGAAUGGAGAUCAUGUAUUCCAACCCAGACAAGAACAAUGGCCUCAUUGAGCAUUAUGUGAGAAAAUUGAAAGGAAUGUCUGAUCUAGAACUUAAAGAAGUUGUACUGGAGUAUGUGAUGUAUUUACUACACAAGGGAGAACUAGAGGAGGCCAAGCGAGCCAUGGUGGACAUACCGAAGAUAAGAGGGAUUAAGAAGUGUGACAAGUCAAAGUCUCAGUACAAGGACCUGGUGUUCACUGCCUACCAAGGACUUCUGUACUACACCCGAUGGAACCUGGACCGACAGCGCCUGGCCUCACACGCUACAGUCAUAGACGGGGACGACUUUGGACAAGGCCUGUACUAUUUCGACGGUGAAGAAGAUGCUCUGAAAGAUGGUGCCGAGAGAGCUCUCUCCUGUUUCUCUCAAUUAUACGAUCACCUUGGAGUCUGGGAUAUUUUCAUCACAAAACAUGUCAAGAUUCUGGAACACUAUUACAGACUGGAGGAGGCCAAGUCCAUACUGGAAAUGUACAGAGAUAAGAACAGUGAAAAUCCAAACACUCACAAGUACCUCUACUCUUUCUGUACGAAAUACAGCCUUGUAACCAGAGACUGUGACACUAAUCUCCUCAAGGCAGUCGCCGAUUGUGUGCCAUCAGACCGGCUGGUGAUGGACCUGUGUGACAGAUUCAUUGAAGACGGAAAUAUCUGUGACCUCCUCGUCUACAUAUUUGAGUUGAAGGAUUACAAAUGUUGGCAGAAUGACACCAGGUCCUGGAGAACUUUAUCUACAGCACUUCAGCUGGCAUUAGACAGUGAUAACAAGGACAUGAUUGUUGAGCACUGGGAACCUAGGGAGUCGUGGUGGCCCACGUUCCACUUUACCUACAUUGCUGAGGGCACAGCUGACCAAGGGGAUGGAACAGAUACCGAGGAGAUGUGGCUACAUCGAGCCUGCUGUGCUGUCCUGCUGACUGGACCAGAAAACAGUUUUGAACUCAGUGUGAGAAAUACGCUAAGUAGGGAACGGAUCCAACAGCUGAAUGAAGUAAUAGAAAAGGUCCUCACCUCUCCUGGAGUGACGUGAUGUCAAUCAACAGAUGAUCGAGAAACUACUCCCUGCUUGUCAGAUGGAGCGACAGAAAUCUACCAGACAACAGAUGACAGAGAAACUAUUCUCUACUUGUCUGAUAGUGUAGCAUAACACAAGGCAUCUGAUCACAGAGAAAACCCUUCUCAGCUUGCCAGAUGGAGCUUCAUGAUACCAGAUCAAGAGAUACCAGAUAGAGAAACUUGGUAGAGGGUAACAUAUUGCGUAGAAACCAGCAUCGUGAUACCAGAAAACAGAUUGAAGAGAAACCCUUUUCAGCUUGUUAAAUGGAGUUUCAUGACACUAGAUAAAGUAAAAUCAUUCAUGGGUUGUCAGAGAGUGUAAUGUAAUAGAUAACACAUUAUGAAGAAACCAUUCUCUACCGAUCAGAUGGAGCUACAUGAUAAGGGAUCAAGAGAAACCAUUCUUAGUCUACCAGAUAGUGAAACAAUAUAAUAGCAAACAAUACAAAGAAAACCGUUCUUCACUCAUGAAAUGACACUACAUGAUACCAGGCAACAUGUAGUGGAGAAACCUUGGAACCAUACAUAAUGUAGUGGUGACAGACGUUUAUACAUUGGGACCCUACUGUUGUCGAGGCUCACCUAACAUUUUACUUUCGCUGUGGAGUAAUUCUGUGAUUUUCGUGCAAUUAACAUCAACUGAUGUGUUUAAAAGUGUAUGAAAAUGAAUUACCUGGACCGAAAGUCAUGAAUCAAGCUAUUGUCAAAUGGCAAUAAAAAAUGUAUUUUUCUUUGAGACCAUGUUAAAUUUGGAACAAAUAUGUGAACUAUUGUACGAUAUUCACAAUUUGGACUGAAAUCUAAAUUCUUUUAUGAUCACAAACUUGACGGUUGAUGAUUACCUGGUAAGUAAUAGUAAUCAAUAUACCAUUUAAAUUGGGUUAUAUCAUAGCGAUUAGAAUCAAGUAAGAACCAUUUUCUUCUAAGCGAGACCUGUAAGAAUGACCAGUGAUAACACCGCCAUAAAUUAUAAACACUUUGAGGUAUAUACAUGUAUAUAAAUAUGUCCAGAUAUGGAUAAGCUUAAAUUCAAAGAUAUCUUGUAAUAUUGAAUACUUAUUUCUUUCUUUUGUUAUUUUUUCUCUGAAGAAAGAAACCAUGCAAGAUACAGCUAGACUUUGUUUUGUUUGUGAUGUAACAUCCUGGCAACAGUUAAUGCAAAUGGAAGUAUUCAAGGUUUUCUGUGGUGAUAUUAACAUUGGGUUAUGAUUGUAACCGUUUCCAUAUAGUAAAUGAAAUUGUGAUGCAACUAUUCAUUAAUUU